AUGAACUCAAGCAACAGAAACUCAAGCAGCAGAAGCUCAAGUAACGGGUAUUCAAGCAAUGGGAACUCAAUCAACCGGGACUCAAGCAACAGAAACUCGAGCAAUGGGAACUCAAGCAACAGACACUCAAGCAACAGAAACUCAGGCAAUGUUAACUCAAGCAAUGUUAACUCAAGCAAUGGGAAGUCGUGCAACAGAAACUCAAGCAACAGUAGCUCAAGUAACGGGAAUUCAAGCAAUGGGAACUCUAUCAACCGGGACUCAAGCAACAGAAACUCGAGCAAUGGGAACUCAAGCAACAGGAACUCAAGCAGCAGAAGCUUAAGUAACGGGAAUUCAAGCUUUGGGAACUCAAUCAACAGUGACUCAAGCAACAGAAACUCGAGCAAUGGGAACUCAAGCAACAGAAACUCAAGCAGCAGAAGCUCAAGUACCGGGAAUUCAAGCAAUGGGAACUCAAUCAACAGGGACUCAAGCAACAGAAACUCGAGCAAUGGGAACUCAAGCAACAGACACUCAAGCAACAGAAACUCAGGGACUCAAGCAACAGAAACUCGAGCAAUGGGAACUCAAGCAACAGGAACUCAAGCAGCAGAAGCUCAAGUAACGGGAAUUCAAGCAAUGGGUACUCAAUCAACAGGGACUCAAGCAACAGAAACUCGAGCAAUGGGAACUCAAGCAACAGGAACUCAAGCAGCACAAGUUCAAGUAACAGGAAUUCAAGCAAUGGGAACUCAAUCAACAGGGACUCAAGCAACAGAAACUCGAGCAAUGGGAACUCAAGCAACAGGAACUCAAGCAGCAGAAGCUCAAGUAACGGGAAUUCAAGCAAUGGGAACUCAAUCAACAGGGACUCAAGCAACAGAAACUCGAGCAAUGGGAACUCAAGCAACAGGAACUCAAGCAGCAGAAGCUCAAGUAACGGGAAUUCAAGCAAUGGGAACACAAUCAACAGGGACUCAAGCAACAGAAACUCGAGCAAUGGGAACUCAAGCAACAGGAACUCAAGCAGCAGAAACUCAAGUAACGGGAAUUCAAGCAGUGGGAACUCAAUCAACAGGGACUCAAGCAGCAGAAACUCGAGCAAUGGGAACUCAAGCAACAGGAACUCAAGCAGCAGAAGCUCAAGUAACGAGAAUUCAAGCAAUGGGAACUCAAUCAACAGGGACUCAAGCAACAGAAACUCGAGCAAUGGGAACGCAAGCAACAGGAACUCAAGCAGCAGAAGCUCAAGUAACGGGAAUCCAAGCAAUGGGAACUCAAUCAACAGAAACUCAAGCAACAGAAACUCGAGCAAUGGGAACUCAUGCAACAGACACUCAAGCAACAGAAACUCAGGCAAUGUUAACUCAAGCAAUGUUAACUCAAGCAAUGGGAACUCGAGCAACAGAAACUCAAGCAACAGAAGCUCAAUUAAUGGGAAUUCAAGCAAUGGGAACUCAAUCAACAGGGACUCAAGCAACAGAAACUCGAGCAAUGGGAACUCAAGCAACAGGAACUCAAGCAGCAGCAGCUCAAGUAACGGGAAUUCAAGCAAUGGGAACUCAAUCAACAGGGACUCAAGCAACAGAAACUCGAGCAAUGGGAACUCAAGCAACAGAAACUCAUGCAGCAGAAGCUCAAGCAAUGUUAACUCAAGCAAUGUUAACUCAAGCAAUGGGAACUCGAGCAACAGAAUCUCAAGCAACAGAAGCUCAAGUAACGGGAAUUCAAGCAUUGGGAACUCAAUCAACAGGGACUCAAGCAACAGAAACUCGAGCAAUGGGAAUUCAAGCAACAGGAACUCAAGCAGCAGAAGCUUCAGUAACGGGAAUUCAAGCAAUGGGAACUCAAUCAACAGGGACUCAAGCAACAGAUACUCGAGCAAUGGGAACUCAAGCAACAGACACUCAAGCAACAGAAACUCAGGCAAUGUUAACUCAAGCAAUGUUAACUCAAGCAAUGGGAACUCAAACAACAGGAACUCAAGCAGCAGAAGCUCAAGUAACGGGAAUUCAAGCAAUGGGAACUCAAUCAACAGGGACUCAAGAAACAGAAACUCGAGCAAUGGGAACUCAAGCGACAGGAACUCAAGCAGCAGAAGCCCAAGUAACGGGAAUUCAAGCAAUGGGAAUUCAAUCAACAGGGACUCAAGCAACAGAAACUCGAGCAAUGGGAACUCAAGCAACAGGAACUCAAGCAGCAGAAGCUCAAGUAACGGGAAUUCAAGCAAUGGGAACUCAAUCAACUGGGACUCAAGCAACAGAAACUCGAGCAAUGGGAACUCAAGCAACAGGAACUCAAGCAGCAGAAGCUCAAGUAACGGGAAUUCAAGCAAUGGGAACUCAAUCAACAGGGACUCAAGCAACAGAAACUCGAGCAAUGGGAACUCAAGCAAAAGACACUCAAACAACAGAAACUCAGGCAAUGUUAACUCAAGCAAUGUUAACUCAAGCAAUGGGAACUCGAGCAACAGAAACUCAAGCAACAGAAGCGCAAUUAUUGGGAAUUCAAGCAAUCGGAACUCAAUCAACAACGACUCAAGCAACAGAAACUCGAGCACUGGGAACUCAAGCAAAAGGAACUCAAGCAGCAGAAGCUCAAAAACUCGAGCAAUGGGAACUCAAGCAACAGAAACUCAAGCAGCAGAAGCUCAAGUACCGGGAAUUCAAGCAAUGGGAACUCAAUCAACAGGGACUCAAGCAACAGAAACUCGAGCAAUGGGAACUCAAGCAACAGACACUCAAGCAACAGAAACUCAGGGACUCAAGCAACAGAAACUCGAGCAAUGGGAACUCAAGCAACAGGAACUUAAGCAGCAGAAGCUCAAGGACUCAAGCAACAGAAACUCGAGCAAUGGGAACUCAAGCAACAGGAACUCAAGCAGCAGAAGCUCAAGUAACGGGAAUUCAAGCAAUGGGUACUCAAUCAACAGGGACUCAAGCAACAGAAACUCGAGCAAUGGGAACUCAAGCAACAGGAACUCAAGCAGCACAAGUUCAAGUAACAGGAAUUCAAGCAAUGGGAACUCAAUCAACAGGGACUCAAGCAACAGAAACUCGAGCAAUGGGAACUCAAGCAACAGGAACUCAAGCAGCAGAAGCUCAAGUAACGGGAAUUCAAGCAAUGGGAACUCAAUCAACAGGGACUCAAGCAACAGAAACUCGAGCAAUGGGAACUCAAGCAACAGGAACUCAAGCAGCAGAAGCUCAAGUAACGGGAAUUCAAGCAAUGGGAACACAAUCAACAGGGACUCAAGCAACAGAAACUCGAGCACUGGGAACUCAAGCAAAAGGAACUCAAGCAGCAGAAGCUCAAGUAACGGGAAUUCAAGCAAUGGGAACUCAAUCAACAGGGACUCAAGCAAAGAAACUCGAGCAAUAUGAACUCAAGCAUCAGAAACUCAAGCAGCAGAAGCUCAAGGACUCAAGCAACAGAAACUCGAGCAAUGGGAACUCAAGCAACAGACACUCAAGCAACAGAAACUCAGGCAAUGUUCACUCAAGCAAUGUUAACUCAAGCAAUGGGAACUCGAGCAACAGAAACUCAAGCAACAGAAGCUCAAGUAACAGGAAUUCAAGCAAUGGGAACUCAAUCAACAGGGACUCAAGCAACAGAAACUCGAGCAAUGGGAACUCAAGCAACAGGAACCUAAGCAGCAGAAGCUCAAGUAACGGGAAUUCAAGCAAUGGGAACUCAGUCAACAGGGACUCAAGCAACAGAAACUCGAGCAAUGGGAACUUAAGCAACAGAAACUCAAGCAGCAGAAGCUCAAGUAACGGGGAUUCAAGCAAUGGGAACUCAAUCAACAGGGACUCAAGCAACAGAAACUCGAGCAAUGGGAAGUCAAGCAACAGGAACUCAAGCAGCAGAAGCUCAAGUAACGGGAAUUCAAGCAAUGGGAACUCAAUCAACAGGGACUCAAGCAACAGAAACUCGAGCAAUGGGAACUCAAGCAACAGGAACUCAAGCAGCACAAGUUCAAGUAACAGGAAUUCAAGCAAUGGGAACUCAAUCAACAGGGACUCAAGCAACAGAAACUCGAGCAAUGGGAACUCAAGCAACAGGAACUCAAGCAGCAGAAGCUCAAGUAACGGGAAUUCAAGCAAUGGGAACUCAAUCAACAGGGACUCAAGCAACAGAAACUCGAGCAAUGGGAACUCAAGCAACAGGAACUCAAGCAGCAGAAGCUCAAGUAACGGGAAUUCAAGCAAUGGGAACACAAUCAACAGGGACUCAAUCAACAGAAACUCGAGCAAUGGGAACUCAAGCAACAGACACACAAGCAACAGAAACUCAAGCAAUGUUAACUCAAGCAAUGUUAACUCAAGCAAUGGGAACUCGAGCAACAGGAACUCAAGCAACAGAAGCUCAAGUAACGGAAAUUCAAGCAAUGGGAACUCAAUCAAAAGGGACUCAAGCAACAGAAACUCGAGCAAUGGGAACUCAAGCAACAGGAACACAAACAGCAGAAGCUCAAGUAACGGGAAUUCAAGCAAUAGGAACUCAAUCAACAGGGACUCAAGCAACAGAAACUCGAGCAAUGGGAACUCAAGCAACAGGAACUCAAGCAGCAGAAGCUCAAGUAAUGGGAAUUCAACCAAUGGGAACUCAAUCAACAGGGACUCAAGCAACGGAAACUCGAACAAUGGGAACUCAAGCAACAGACACCAGAGCAACAGAAACCCAGACAAUGUUAACUCAAGCAAUGUUAACUCAAGCAAUGGGAACUCGAGCAACUGA
This is a messenger RNA of Schistocerca americana (American grasshopper), 4722 nucleotides long. Its product is annotated as mucin-22-like. NCBI's taxonomy places the organism in Eukaryota, Metazoa, Arthropoda, Insecta, Orthoptera, Acrididae. The transcript is spliced from 7 exons. Bases 1 to 4722 code for a protein of 1573 amino acids. The record is from RefSeq and is a predicted model, not a curated record.